AUGGCUUGGUUGAUAUUCCUACUUUUCUGCAUUGUGAACACAGGGGCACAGCUUUCGGCUAUAACCGAUACCAGUAACCUAGAUCUUGAGAAAAUAUUGUUAACUCUACUGCUAAGAUUGCAACAUGAAAAUUUCUUCGACACUCUUUUAAUUUAUGGAGAAGAUUGUGUUUUUCCUUCUUUAUCCAGAAGAUUACCAGUCUCCACAGUGCUGGCCUCUUCGGGUACCACCGACUUUGAUUGGAAUUACAGCAGCUUAACACUGAUACUAAGUUGUGGGUUUGAAGCUGAGAAAGAGGAAAACUAUCGCACAUUGAUGAAGCUACAAACUAACAGACGUCUAAUCCUUCUUCAAGAGGACAUACAACCAGAGUCUGUAUGCAACUUUUACUCAAAAAAGGAGCAGUACAAUAUAGCCAUGGUAAAAGAAAACUUCCCUAAGUCUGGGUUAGUCUACUCCUGUCGUUUAUUUCAGGAUCAAAACUAUGAAAAAGUAAAUAUUUUCAAAGGUAGCCCGAUUUUUAUUAAUCAAUUUCGAAAUAUGCGAGGAGCUCCGAUCAGAACGAUCACAGACGACUUGGCACCUCGUUCCAUGGUUACCCUGGACCCAAAAACCGGAGAAAAGAAGUGGAUAGGCUACGUGGCCAACUUGCUGAACAACUUUAUUAAAAAGGUCAAUGCAACAAUGGUUAUGCAGGUGAAAUUGAAUGAGUUGGAGGGGAAAAUUUUCUUUGUGAAUAUAUCGAAAUGGACAGCAAAUGACCUCUUGGACAUAGGCAUGAGUGUGGACACCACCUGGGAGAUGGACAACUUUGAUACAUUCACUUAUCCCUACUUGAUGUGCUCCUACUGCUUUAUGAUUCCUCUCCCGGAUGAGGUGCCCUACAACGAGGUCUUCGCUGUGAUUAUAUAUCCCAGUGUCUUGGUGAUGCUUCUUGUUUUAUUCUGCGUCUUUUCGGUGAUGCUGAUCUACAUCCAACAAAGAACGUGGCGGGGUCUCAGCCUGACCAGCAUCCUGAUGAACGAUAUGUGUUUGAGGGGAUUUUUGGGUCAACCGUUUCCAUUUCCCCGACAAUCUAGCAGAAAACUGAAGCUGAUUUGCCUUCUUCUGUGCUUCGCCAGCUUAAUGAUCACCACCAUGUACGGAGCUUACCUAAAGACCUUCCUGUUUAGUCCCCCACCCAAGCCGAUGAUGCGAACAUUUAGCGAUUUGGAAAAGUCCAGAUACAAGGUGGCCAUGAACUGGGCCGAGAUGGAUAUGCUGCGAUUCGAGAACGACCGUAAGCUGCAGCGUGUUAGCAAUGACCGGGUGGAGAUCUUCGAGGACUAUCAUCAGUUUGUAAGCUUGCGAGAGUCCUUUAAUGACAACUAUAUCUUUCCCGUGAAUAGUUUGCGUUGGGAAACUUACAACGAGCAGCAGAAGCUGUUUCACCAUCGCGUUUUCUACUAUUCAAAUGAUUUCUGUCUCACUCGCUAUAGCAUCUUGAGUUUUCCCAUAAGACGUCACCUGCCCUAUCGCGAUCUCUUCGAGGAGCACAUCUUGAGGCAGAAGGAAUUCGGAUUACUAAAGCACUGGAUGGAUCGAAGUUUCUUGGAUAUGUUGAGGCUGAAGCUAACGCCUUAUGAGGAUUUCAGUGCACCUCCAGAGGAAACAGCUAUUUAUGUAGAUGAUCUUUACUGGAUUUUAGGAAUAUAUGCAGUUGCAUUGAGCAUCAGUUGCUGUUGCUUUGCCCUGGAGCUUUUGGGUUCUUUGAGUUGGUGGAAAAGUUUGAAAAAAUUCAUGUGGCGAGGCUUUAAAAAUUAA
Molecule: messenger RNA, 1803 nt
Organism: Drosophila eugracilis
Lineage: Eukaryota; Metazoa; Arthropoda; Insecta; Diptera; Drosophilidae
Exons: 1
Coding region: 1-1803 (600 amino acids)
Source: RefSeq, a predicted model, not a curated record